Molecule: messenger RNA, 1574 nt
Organism: Exaiptasia diaphana
Lineage: Eukaryota; Metazoa; Cnidaria; Anthozoa; Actiniaria; Aiptasiidae
Product: neural cell adhesion molecule 2-like
Exons: 6
Molecular function (GO): protein binding
Source: RefSeq, a predicted model, not a curated record
AAAUUUCUCUGUCUAGACAAGCCAACGGUUGGGAAAGCUUCGUCUACUACAAACAUUAGCUCGUGGGCUGGUAACAAAAUAAAUCUAGAAUGUUAUUGGUCCAGUUCUCUUCCCAUACCACGGUGGACAUGGUUUAAGCCCAAUGGUGAUCGGAUCACUAAUGUCCGUAGUAUUUCCAGUGGAAGCCAGGUGACAGUGUUGACUGGAAACAAUAAUCAUGACUAUGGGAUGUAUAGAUGUAAAGCAACGAAUAUUGCUGGGAGUGAUCAGCACAACAUAUCGGUUACUCGACUCUUUCCUCCUGUUCGACCACCACUUAUUGAUGUCGCAUCUAUCAGGUCAUCAUCAGUUACAAUUAUCUGGGCAAGACCAGCAGACAAUGGUGGAAGUCCAGUCACUGGAUACAAGGUGCUCAUUGAUUCAAGAACAUUUUAUAUAAAUUCAUCAAAAAUACUGGUCUAUCAAGAAUUCACAGGCCUUCAGGAACACACGGAGUACAACGUCACAGUGCUGGCUAGAAAUAUUGCAGGAUUUGGUGAUGCCUCUUUUAAAGUGUUCAACACAACUACAGCUAAACAAGAACCGAAACGCGAGUCACGUCAUGCUUCAACACAAGACAAUUGCAAUACUAAAGUUGGUGUGUUGGCUGCGUUCUUGGCUAUUUCUUUGCUAUCCAUUGUUAUACUUUUGGCUUUCAUGAUAUUGAAACAUAGGAGGACAAACUCACAAAACUCAAAUCAACAAGAGCCGAAAAAAGACGCAGUGUAUGAGAAUUCAGAUGCCAUUGGAAUGGUCCACUUGACAUCAUCAUCAAGUCCUUCAUUCAAAACCAACCAAAAGUCCCAUAAAACGGCAUUGCCUACCGAAGCUAGGAACCCAAAUCAAGAACAUUAUCAACAGCUAAAUCCAAGCACACUUCAAAGUUCGACAGCCACAGUACCAACUUAUGAACCACUACGUAAAAACGACGUUACCAUUGCUGAAUGCAAAGGGCAUCACACGCACCCAACGUUGCAAAGUCGCACGCGCGGUUACAAGAACCCUUAAACGUACUCUAACGUAUCCAUCGCGUGAUUUAGAUAUUAAAUAAUUCUCGAUCUGAUUGGCAUAUAUUUUCCAAAAUAAUCUGCAGAAAUGUGAAUCAAAUAUAUAUUUUUUUUUCAAAAAUACUUAGCACAGUUUUAAGAGCUCAGCAAAAGUAUUUUGAUACUUUCUUAAAACUAGUUUUGACGGGAUUGGGCGGAUUGACAAAGAAAGAGUCCACAGUCCAAUCGAAGUUAAACUGUUAAGGCUGAUUUUGAUUUUAUGUACUUAUUUGCAAGACUUCAAACUGAGACUAUCGCGUCCGAUCAAAACAAACAUGACAACGAAUGGAUGUUUCUAUACUCAUUGAAUGCUCGCAUAUUUCAUGUUGUAUGUACAUCUUCGCCGAAGAGGAGGGUUCUAAAAGCCAAGCAGAGUGAGCCGUUUUGUGAAAGUGUUGAAAUAAAUCCCAAUGAACAGCACUAUGCAAUAAAUUUCAUUCAAAUAUCAUUACUAUUUUAUCCAUUUACUACCAUCUGGCAUGCAUGAAA